UGCCGAUUUCCUAUUUCCCUUUCGUUCGACCCCCCGGCUCUGUUGCUCGUUGUGGUUGGAUCGGAUUCCCCCGGCGGGCGACGAUGGCGGAACCGGAGGGACGACCGAUGGUUGCGGCGGCAGCGGGGAGGCCGGGGCGGCAGGCGCCGCAACAGCAGCAGGCGGGUCUCGGGCAGUCGUUGACGGGGAUCGUGCGGAUGGCUGUGUUAUGGUACUUCGCCAUGAAGUUCUUCGGUCCCAAGAAGCCCGCAGAGACCUCCCAGCUCAUGUCUAAUCUAUUCCACAAGGGCGAGCCCUUGGAUAUGUGGCUUUAUCUUUCUGAGAAGGAGAAGUUUAAGGAAUUCGGUGAUGAGGAUGCCCUUGUUUGGCAUGAGACAAAUAUUCCUUAUGCAGUUUGGGAACAGAGUAGUACUAGAUCCUUAUCCUUGAAGUAUUAUCCAUCAGAGGCUGUAAAACACAAUGGAAGCCUGUAUGCUCAUGUUUUCUUUGCUCGCUCGGGUUACCCUCCUGAUCCUAAUGAUCCUGAAUAUGAACCAUUAUCUGCCUUUAGUAGGACCCAUUCCGUUGUUGCCUUCUUGCCCAAGUCAAAAUCUGGCAAAAAGAAGAGCUUGCUAGGCAGUUCCAAGGAUUCUGAAGGGGAAGAAUCAGUUGCUGAGUUGAAGGAUGAUACUCAAGUUGAAGCCAAAGAUGUGGGUCCUGCAGAAUGGAUUUCAUACUGGAAACCAAAUAUCACUAUUAACCUUGUUGAUGAUUUCACAAGAUACCCUCAUAACAAUGUUCCUCCAAAUAUCGCUGGCUAUUUAAACAUAGAGCCAACCACAGCGAACUACUUCCCUACAAUUUUCUUUAAUGAAUUUUGGCUCUUAAGGGACAAGCUAAUAUCACUCAAUGAGACCGUGGCAGAAUUGCCUCUUAAUCUGGAGUUAGGUCCCAUUAGCUUGACUAAGUGGCAAUUGUUUUUACAGAUUGAGCAGUCUUUUCAGAUCCAUCGUAGUUAUGGAAGCAUGCUUGAAGGCGAGGCUGACGAACUUAAGAGGGUAUUCUUGGAAGGAAACCCAUAUCUACUGGGGGUGACUAUGGUUGUAUCUCUACUACAUUCUGUGUUUGAUUUUUUGGCUUUCAAGAAUGAUAUUCAAUUUUGGAAUAAAAACAAAUCUAUGGAAGGACUGUCUGCAAAAUCAGUUGUCGUGAAUUUCAUAUGUCAGCUGAUUGUUUUCCUUUACCUCCUGGAUAAUGAAACCUCUUGGAUGAUACUAGCUAGUUCUGGAAUUGGGUGCUGCAUUGAGUUUUGGAAAAUUGGGAAAGCCAUGCACAUUGUGAUUGACAGAAGCGGAAGGAUCCCCAUGCUGAAACUUCAAGACCGUGAGUCGUAUGCCAAGAAUAAAACAAAGGAGUAUGAUGAUCUUGCCAUGAAGUACCUAUCUUAUGUGCUUUUCUUCCUCGUUGCUUGCUUUUCCAUUUAUUCACUAAUGUACGAGCAACAUAAAAGCUGGUAUUCUUGGAUACUUUCUUCCCUCACUAGCUGCGUCUACAUGUUUGGGUUUAUCAUGAUGUGCCCACAGCUUUUCAUAAAUUACAAACUUCAAUCUGUAGCACAUCUUCCUUGGCGGCAAAUGACCUACAAGUUCCUUAAUACCAUCAUUGAUGAUCUUUUUGCAUUUGUAAUCAAAAUGCCAAUGCUGCAUCGUCUGUCUGUUUUCCGAGAUGAUCUUAUUUUCCUGAUAUAUCUAUACCAGAGAUGGAUAUACCCUGUUGAUAGGAAUCGCGUGAAUGAAUUCGGCUUUGGUGGUGAAGAUGAAGCACAGAGCAACCGAAAUUUGGUAUCUGGUGAUGCUUCUGCUGCACAGGAAGGUGAUGCUACGACUGUUGGCGACAAGAAGACCAAUUGAUCUCGGUACCUACCCUAGCUGUACUUCUUUUAGUUUGGGCUGACUUAGAAAACUGUCUCGGAUCCUCUUCGUGGGAUAUAACUUGGCCCAACAAUUCAAUUGGCCGUUGCUGGCUCAGCUGGAUGUAUGAUAAGGCUGCUUUGCUGACUACAUGGUAUAAGCAAGCAAAUCACUGGCGCAUUACUAACAAUAGUUUGAGGUUGGGGUUUGAUGAAACUCUUUUUUUGAGUAUCCAAAUACGUUGCUUGGGAUGUAAUAAGACAUAGGUCCGCUAGAAGAUCAUUCCUUUGAUAUUUUGGUGGGGCUUGGGCUUGUUCUGUGUGGCCGUUUGCCAUUGAGAUUUCUUUUUCAGUUAAUGAGGACAACUAUGUGCUUACAGAGAUAGUAUUGAAUUGUUUUUGUCAGGACAA
Musa acuminata AAA Group (dessert banana) is the source of this 2299-nucleotide messenger RNA. RefSeq lists its product as uncharacterized. The record is from RefSeq and is a predicted model, not a curated record. The transcript has 12 exons. Bases 84 to 1889 code for a protein of 601 amino acids. Gene Ontology annotation, cellular component: endomembrane system; membrane. Lineage: Eukaryota; Viridiplantae; Streptophyta; Magnoliopsida; Zingiberales; Musaceae.